Bathycoccus prasinos is the source of this 834-nucleotide messenger RNA. RefSeq names its product class II aldolase/adducin family protein. The record is from RefSeq and is a predicted model, not a curated record. The transcript has a single exon. Bases 1 to 834 code for a protein of 277 amino acids. Gene Ontology annotation, cellular component: cytoskeleton. Gene Ontology annotation, molecular function: actin filament binding. NCBI's taxonomy places the organism in Eukaryota, Viridiplantae, Chlorophyta, Mamiellophyceae, Mamiellales, Bathycoccaceae.
AUGACAACCUCGUACCCGAAAAUAGGAGGCAACGGGGAAGCGAAUGAAGGAAGAGUUUUGCUUUCGCAAACGACAGGUUUCGGGAAACCUGCCGGGUACGACCCGAUCGCGUGGCAAGCGAGGUGCGAUUUAGCCGCGGCGUACCACUUGUGCAACCAGAUGGAUUUGAACGAAGGGAUUUGUAACCACCUGACGGUGAUGGUUCCAGGGACUUCGGAUCGGUUUUUGUGCGUCCCGUACGGAUUGCUUUGGGACGAAGUGACCGCUUCGAACUUGUUGAUGUUGGACGAGAGCGGGAACGUUUUGGAAGGGGAAGGGGAAAUCGAUGCGACGGCGUUUUUUAUACACGCGGCGAUUCACGCGACUGGGGUGGUGUGUGUUUUACACACGCACACGCCGAACGUGACCGCGUUGUGUUGCACGGAAGAUUUUACGUUGCACAUGUGCCAUCAAAACUCGUUGCGGUUCGCCGGGGACGUCGCGUAUGAUCCAACGUUUAACGGGUUAGUUUUGGACCGAGAAGAAGGCGAUAGGCUGGUGAAGGUUAUGAAUGGGAAAAGGGUGUUGAUGCACGCGAAUCACGGGGUGAUUAUUUGCGGAGAUUCCGUCGCGGAGGCGUUCGAUGAUUUGUAUUAUUUGGAGCGAGCGGCGGAAGUGCAGAUUUUAGCGAUGAGCACCGGGAAAGCGUUGAGGAUUGUGCCAGAGAAUGUUGCGAAUCAGUUUUUGGUGGACAUGAAGAAAGAUGGCGGAAAAGCGAACUGGGCCAAGUUACACUUCGACGCGUUAAAGAGAGGGUUGAUGCGAACACACGUUGGGGCGAAGUUUUGCCAGUAA